ACCACGCAUGUGUUGAUCCGUGCUGCAGCAACGUGCAUCAGUUCCUCUCUGACCCCAGUGUUAAUCUGCAUUCAGACUGAGGCUCCACUGUUUUUUUCUUUUUUUUCAGCGGCUCGAUAUUAGUGUAGCAUAUUACGGGGAGCUUCGCCGUCUGUGGCAGUUUUUUAGGGCCCUGCUAGACUGACGAUUCGGCAACAGACACGUAAAAAAAAGAAAGAAAGAUAGAAAGAGAAAAAAAAAAAAAAAAAAAAAACAAGCGACGCGAAAUCAAGCUUUCGACUCGCAUCGAUUCUGUUUUGGCUGAUUUCACUCCACCGCACGUCCGCCUGGGGUCUAGAUUUGCAGACCCGCUACUGCUAACGUGCGUAAUGUAUCGUAGAGAGGAAACACAGUAAAUAGACGGACACGUCCAUCUGCAAUAAAGAGGAAACGAAGAUGGUGAUGAUGGCUCCACCAAAUUUAGCCUCCAAAUGCUCGACAGCAAUGGCGAAGCCUUCCCUCCCCCUGAAGCUGUUUCUCUGGGUGUUUAUUGUCGUCAAUCUCCCUUCAAGCUCCUUCCAGACUGAUGACGAUGAUGAGGUGUCUAACAAGACGUGGGUGCUGACUCCCAAAGUGUAUGAGAGUGACGUCACACACAUCCUAAACAGCCUACUAGACGGAUAUGACAACAAACUCAGACCUGACAUCGGAGUCAAACCAACAGUGAUCCACACAGACAUGUUUGUCAACAGCAUCGGUCCAGUAAAUGCCAUCAAUAUGGAAUACACCAUCGACAUCUUUUUCGCUCAGACUUGGUACGACAGGAGGUUAAAAUUCAACAGCACAAUGAAGGUCCUGCGUCUUAACAGCAACAUGGUUGGAAAGAUCUGGAUUCCCGACACUUUUUUCCGCAAUUCCAAGAAGGCCGACGCCCACUGGAUCACCACGCCCAAUCGCAUGCUUCGAAUCUGGAAUGAUGGCCGGAUACUCUACACCCUCAGGCUGACCAUCGAUGCCGAGUGCCAGCUUAAACUGAACAACUUCCCAAUGGAUGAGCACUCAUGUCCCCUGGAGUUUUCAAGCUAUGGCUACCCCAGGGAGGAGAUUGUGUACAAGUGGAAGAGGAGCUCAGUGGAGGUUGGGGACAUUCGCUCCUGGAGGCUCUACCAGUUCUCCUUUGUGGGGCUGAGGAACACCUCUGAGAUUGUCAGGACUGUCUCAGGAGACUAUGUGGUGCUGACCGUCUUCUUUGACCUGAGCAGGAGAAUGGGCUACUUCACCAUUCAGACCUACAUCCCCUGCACCCUGAUUGUUGUCCUCUCCUGGGUUUCAUUCUGGAUCAACAAGGAUGCAGUACCUGCUAGGACAUCAUUAGGCAUCACCACUGUGCUGACCAUGACUACGCUGAGUACUAUUGCCAGGAAAUCCCUUCCAAAAGUUUCCUAUGUGACUGCGAUGGACCUUUUUGUCUCUGUCUGCUUCAUCUUUGUCUUCGCCGCACUUAUAGAGUAUGGCACUCUGCACUACUUUGUCAGCAACAGGAAGCCGAGUGCCAAAAAGGACAAGAAGAAGAAAAACCCGCUCCUCCGGCUCUUUUCCUCAAAGCAGACACCCACGGUAGACAUCCGUCCACGCUCGGCAACGGCCAUUCAGAUGAACAACGCCACGCACAUGCAGGAGCGAGACGAAGAGUACGGUUACGAGUGUCUGGACGGGAAGGACUGCACCAGCUUCUUCUGCUGUUUCGAAGACUGCCGCUCCGGAGCCUGGCGGCACGGCAGGUUGCACAUCCGCAUCGCCAAGAUAGACUCGUAUGCACGCAUCUUCUUCCCCACUGCAUUUGGUCUCUUCAACCUGGUCUACUGGGUCUCCUAUCUCUAUCUCUAGGCCUGGGUGUGUAUCCAGCCUUAUCAUACAGCUCGUUACAUUCUGCAUAUGCUCUGUGCCAGCAAGGGACAUUUUGAAGGCGGGGACCCACUGAAAUACCCACUGAUCUGAUUCUAAGCAUUUCCUUGAAUUCCUUAGUUUCAAUCUCUUUUAGUCAUUUUAUUUGAUAACUUUGACAGACACUGCAAAUGUUGUAGCACUACAUUUAACUGGUAUGAGGAGGUUUGUAGAUGUGUUGUGAAAACAUUGAUUGUGUGAGCAAUUUAUAAGUUUUGUUGUUGUUCUCAUGAUAAUUAUGGACUUUUUAUUUGGAACAUCCUCUUCAUUUCCUCAAGUGGAUUUUUAAAAUUUGCUUUAUUUUUUAGACAAAUGCAUUCCUUCCGUAGAAAGCAAUUUAAAUAAACAGCAAUUCAGAUAGCAGCAAACAGUGAUCAGAAAAGACUAAAAUGACAUUAAUUACAUCUUAUCAUUUUUAUCUCUUGUAUUUUUCACUCUACACACUAAAACACAAAAUCUGAAGCACUUUAAUAGAGCUAUGUUAGACAGUGACGCUAAUUUAUUUUUAAUUUAUUUUGCUUAAGAGUUGGCACAAUUUAACAUUUUUCAUGUGUGGUCAGAGAGAGAUGAUGCUGUUUAUGGACAAUGCUCAACUGUACAGACACUGUAUAUAUUUUACUAUUACAUAGUGGUUUACAUUUAUUGCAUGCACCUUUCAGGCCAAAAAUCAACAUCUUUUAUGGUCUUCUAUUGUUGGCUAUGGAAAAAAUGAGCACUGUUGAUUAUCAUUGAAGAUUUAAUUAUACUAUUUUCUAGAAAAAAUGGAAAAUGAAAUGAUAAAAAAAUGUGCCCAAUUUAUCCUUUUUAGUUGAGGAAUCAUCUUUGCAUACAGGUGGGAGGAUCAGCCCAGAAUUCCAGGCCAGAUAACUGGUUUAAUCGUUUUCCUCACAGCUAUUAGCUUACAGUAUAGACAACUCUGACCUCUCAUCCUCUCCUCCAUUUGCUGUUAAAAGCGUGCAUUUACAUAAUGACACUCUGCUGUUGUAUUUUAGUUAUGCAAGCUUUCACAAGAGAAACUGUACCGAAACAAGUUAGGCUUUCUUUUGAAAACAAAUCAUUUUUGCCCUUAACAUUAGCAGAGUGCUAACUGCAACUGUGUAACCAGCGAGUGAGUUUCAAAUAGAGGAGUACAAACUAAUCUACACUUUAAUGUGAAUAUCAAUACAGACAGCUGUUGGGUUUUUUAAAAUUCCUGCAGUGGGACGGGGUUAAUUCUAUGUGUCAUUCUUCUAAGAUGAGCAAACAAACAAAAAAAGCCUGAAAAAAAUAUGAAUUGAUAUCAAAUGAACUUAAGAGCUUCAUUCAAGUAAAAAAAAACAUCUGCUUGUGUCAAGAAAAGCUGUGUAAGCCUUAUUAUCAAGCAUCUCACUUCCCGUCUCUUUGAGAGAAAACGCAUUAAGAAUGUAAAUUAUUACAUAGUGAGGAAAUUGAUUCACUGGCUGGGCAGAAUUUCAUUAUUCUUAUUUUUUUUUUUACUUUUGUUGCAUUAAAAUUAGCUUUGAAUGCCGUAUGUUGAGUGACAAGAGCGGAAAACACAGAAAACACAGUAUCUGAAUUGUAAAUGUUGUGUAUGAUAAUAUGUUAACGCACACGAAUUACAACCCCUUACAGAUCACAAUUUUGAUAGACACCAGUAUGCAACAAAUGGAGAAAGUGCUUCAGUAUGAUUUGUAAACUCACAAGAAAUAUGGGUGUAAAUCACAUUGUUUAUGUACAUAAAUUAUGAACGGAGUAAAACACUCGUCAAGCCCUUGGGAUUUUGUAAAAGGGUAUAUAUUUUGUAAUUUCAGCAUUGUUACAGUAUAUCAUCAUACAGUAUAUUAGACUUAUUGUAUUAUGCUGGACUGACCAUGUAGAAUACUUUGGGGUA
Plectropomus leopardus (leopard coralgrouper) is the source of this 3793-nucleotide messenger RNA. It is a transcript of the gene gabrg2, whose product is annotated as gamma-aminobutyric acid type A receptor subunit gamma2. Gene Ontology annotation, molecular function: extracellular ligand-gated monoatomic ion channel activity; GABA-A receptor activity. The record is from RefSeq and is a predicted model, not a curated record. Gene Ontology annotation, biological process: monoatomic ion transmembrane transport; chloride transport; gamma-aminobutyric acid signaling pathway. Gene Ontology annotation, cellular component: membrane. NCBI's taxonomy places the organism in Eukaryota, Metazoa, Chordata, Actinopteri, Perciformes, Serranidae.